This is a messenger RNA of Pipistrellus nathusii (Nathusius's pipistrelle), 702 nucleotides long. Lineage: Eukaryota; Metazoa; Chordata; Mammalia; Chiroptera; Vespertilionidae. The record is from the annotation of a GenBank genome assembly.
AUGAGGAGGGCGGACGGGCGCGGCGCCUUUAAGGGGCGCAGCCUCUUCAUGGCCCCGGUGGGGGCAGGGAGCGGGCACGGGCCCUUUAAGGCCGGCAGCGGGCACGUCGGGCAAGGUUCCCGGGCGGCCGGGCAGCGACCCGGGCGGUGGCAGGGUCGCUGCGCCUGCCAAGGUGCUAACGGCCCCCGGUGGGGUGCUCGGGGCCAUGCAGCUGACCGCGGCCAGCCCGACACUCACCGUGGCUCGCCGGGAGCGCCCGCGCCCGCGCCCCCACUCGGAUCCCGCGGCGGCGGCGGCGCCAAUCGGAGCGCCCGAAGCAAGCCGGCCUCAGCCCUUGCCCCCGGCCAAUCCGCGCACGGCUCAGCACUCCGCUGGCCAGUUGUGUGGCUGCCGGAGAGGCCUCUGGCCAAUGGCGAGGCGGCGGGGGCUGGUUUACCUGCCACUUUCCCGCCACCAAUCGCUUGGCACACAGAAGCGCACGCCCCGAGCGGAGGGCCAAUCUUCGUGCUUUCCCUGGAUUUCCUCGCCCCUGCGCUCUCCCUGUCCCUCAGGUCUGUCACUCGCGAUGUCCCUGCGGGUGCAGAAUCCGCAUCCUUGCUGGCGCCCGCGUUGUCCCUCUUCCCUGGGUCCGUGGUUGGCGGCUGGCUCACCUCUGCCACCUUUCCUCCUUCUCCGUCUUUUAUUUGGGGCACCCUGACUUAA